Molecule: messenger RNA, 1399 nt
Organism: Andrographis paniculata
Lineage: Eukaryota; Viridiplantae; Streptophyta; Magnoliopsida; Lamiales; Acanthaceae
Product: heat stress transcription factor A-8
Exons: 3
Coding region: 126-1235 (369 amino acids)
Biological process (GO): regulation of transcription by RNA polymerase II
Cellular component (GO): nucleus
Molecular function (GO): RNA polymerase II cis-regulatory region sequence-specific DNA binding; DNA-binding transcription factor activity
Source: RefSeq, a predicted model, not a curated record
UUCAACGAAAAUCACAUUCCACAGCCCCUUUGGCUGUGAUCCUCCCUCUCUCCUAUCCAUCGAAUCCUUCGCCUCGUCUUGCCUUCUUCUGCAAGCAAACUCCAUUCUCCAAUUCCUUUUCGAUUAUGGUGAAAUCGUUCGAGGAUGGAACAUCUCUGCCGCCGUUCCUGGUUAAAUGCUACGAGAUGGUGAGCGAUGAGUCCACGAACGAUUUGAUUUCGUGGACUGAGUCGAACGACAGCUUUAUCAUUUGGGAUGAAUCGAGUUUUUCAUCCCGAUUGCUCCCCAAGUACUUCAAGCACAGCAAUUUCUCCAGCUUUGUUCGGCAACUUAACAUCUAUGGUUUCAGGAAAGUUGAUACAGACCGAUGGCAAUUCGCAAACGAGUCGUUCAUCAAAGGCCAGAAGCAUUUGCUAAAGAACAUCAGUCGAAGAAAACAGCCGCAGAGUGUCGUGCAGAAAAGGGCUCCCCAACCAAAAGAGGAUCCUCCUCCGGCACCCAAAGAAGAAAAACAAAUAGAUCUCUGGAAAGAAGUCGAGAAUCUGAAAACUGACAAAAAUGCACUGAUGCAAGAGCUGAAGAAGCUGAGGCAGCACCAACAAACGUCCGAAACUAAAUUACGUGUCCUGAGAGAACAGCUCAAAGGCAUGGAGAAGCACCAGCAGCAGAUGCUUUCUUUCAUCGUGAUGGCGAUGCAGAGGCCCGAAUUCAUGGUCCAGUUCUUCCAACCGAAAGAGACCAAUUGGCGCGUCACGGAGAACGGGAAUACCAAAUUAAGCGAAGUUACCGACGACGCCGACGAGCUGAAUCCAUCUGACAGGACAAUUGUCAGGUAUCAGCCGCCUCCGACGACUAAUGCCCUGGUGCCGGAACUUGCUACAGAAGUUUCUAAAUCUGAAGACUUGAUGGAACUGGAAUUUUCUUCGGAAGAAUUACGGGAUCUGUUUAUGGAUAUGGAUCUUUUGUUUGGGCCGAUGGACGAGAAACGGCUGCCUUUGGAAAAUACACAGCUUGUUCUCCCGGACUUGCCGGAAAAUGAUCAGAUUUUGGAGCAGCUUCUUUUGUCCGAUCCGGAGAUGGAUGAAAUGGAUGGACAGUUUGUUGAUGAGGACGACGGUGAAUGCCAAAACGAGGCGAGAGAAGGUACAGACAAUUUAACUACGACCUACAAUUCUGAGAAUGUUGAGGUUUUAACGAAACAAAUGGGAUAUCUGACUUCGGAAGUAGGGUUGUGAAGUAGUGAUAGUUUGAACUCGAUAUUUUAAGAUACAUACAUGUGUUUAUCAAGCAACAAUUUUGACAUUCGGGCUUAUAUAAGAUAAGAUGUAUCAUUAUUUUUUUGCCCAACCUUGGUGGUUGUUUUGAGGAUCAAAGAUUAGGUGUUACAUAGAUUUGUUUA